Cyclopterus lumpus (lumpfish) is the source of this 4114-nucleotide messenger RNA. RefSeq names its product SAM and SH3 domain containing 1b (gene sash1b). The coding region runs from base 347 to 3643 and encodes 1098 amino acids. The transcript is spliced from 18 exons. Gene Ontology annotation, molecular function: protein binding. NCBI's taxonomy places the organism in Eukaryota, Metazoa, Chordata, Actinopteri, Perciformes, Cyclopteridae. The record is from RefSeq and is a predicted model, not a curated record.
UAAAGUCGUCCGUCGGACUCUUGUAGCUUGAGGACUAAGAGCCGUCUUAACUUCCACACGCCUCCGAGAGAUGUCAAAGGUCAAGAGCUUCUGAGGUUUCGCUCAAGAGAAGUUCAUCAGGUUUCAGGGAGCCAGGGUCGGACAUGUUGAGGGUCUUCUGACAUGCAGCCUGCUCCCCUGCUGGCUCCAGCUGUGCAGUCACAGUGGCCUCAACUCAUAGAUGCGUUUCAUUUGGAGAAGUGAACUUUUGGACUCAAUCACCUGCUCUGGUGGUCGCCACCUGGUGUGACUGGAGAGCACGAUGUGCGCUUAAGUCGGGCCUCCUCGAAACCAGUUUUUUAUUAAGAUGAGCCAAGGUCCAAACCUCGUCCUGGAGUGGCUGUGUAAGCUCCAUCUGGCCCAGUACGUGGAGUCCUUCAUCGACAACGGGUACGAUGAUUUAGAGGUUUGUAAACAGAUUGGGGAGCCAGACCUCGACGCCAUAGGCGUCCAAAUCCAGUACCACAGACACCGGCUGCUCACAGCGGUGCACAAGCUAAAAUAUGAGGACGAAAGUAAAGCACCUGGCUACUAUUUUACCUUGGAGCCCCUGGAUCCCUCCACUUGCAACCGUUCUUUACACUCAAACAGAGAAGAGGACCUCAGGACGUUGAGGUCACGGACCACAGGACUACACGAGGCCUCCUGUCCCGGAAACCACAACCCGAGAUUCACAGAUUGUAAUGAUUUUGUGACUUAUCCCAAACUGAAGCUCAAGGUGCUGUUAAGGGAUAAGCUUGCAAAAGAUGGAAUCAACCUGGGAGAAGCACCGUACACGUAUAAGGAUGGCUCGGUGGGGAACCUUGACGACCUGGCUCAGGAGUAUUCUCAGUACUACGGCACCUCCCUCAGAGACGUGUGUGACAGGAUGGAGGAGCUCCGUAAACGCAAAGUAGUGCAAGAUGCCGAGAUGGGAACAGUUGACUCAGUGGCCACAUCAUUGCAGCUGCGCUCUCAGAUCCAGGAAUCCCUUGGACUCAGCAGUACCAUGUCCACACCAGAGACUGAAAGACGGUUUCCUGUGCACAAAUCCAGCUCUGAUGACGGAUCAGGAGGAAAAUGGGAUGGAAAGAGAAAGAGCAAGUCUUUUUGGCAGAGCUUUCGAAAGUCACAGAAAGGAGCGCUGCGUCAGAUUUCAAAAGGGGACGAUGUUGGUUUUGUGGCCAGUGAAAUCACCAUGAGUGACGAAGAGCGUAUCCAGCUGAUGAUGAUGGUGAAGGAAAAUAUGAUAUCUAUCGAGGAAGCCUUGGCACGGCUGAAGGAGUUUGAAGUACAAAACAAACAGACGUGCCGGUCCGAUCCCACAGAAUGGGCCGAUCCCUCCAGUCUCGCCACGAAUGAGUCAUUCAACUGCAACCCGUGUGACCUGUCAGACAAUGAACAAGAGGAAACUGUGACGUUCAGGAGACUCCACAAGCUGGUCAACUCAACCCGGAAGGUGAAGAAGAAGCUGAUCAGAAUUGAUGAGUCUAAGAGGCCUGGAGCCGAGGCGAGCUUCAUGAUAGAUGGUCUUUCUUUUGGAGAUGCCAGUGCCUCGCUGUACUCUGACGUGCGGAAGAAGCUCGCCGUUUGCCCCGUGGACUCCCUGGCUUCAGCUCUGCGGGACCAGCUCACCUGUGACGGGGACUCCGACGGCCUGACCACCUCCCCCUCCUCCAGCAGCCUGGACACCUGCAGCAGCCAGAAGAUCUUCCAGGCCUUCAGAAAAUCCAGCGGAAGCCCCGUUCAUCAGGAGAGUGCCGCGGCGGAGGUGAGGCCGGCCGCUGGAGGCAGUGGCUCCUCUUUUUCUGAAAUGGAGGGUUCCAAUAAUGAGGGACCCCAAAUCGCUCGCUCUGUGACCGACGGAGAGCUCCGUCACCGGAUCCUCAUCCCGCUCAGCCAGCAUGGGAGAGCUUGUAGCUUUGGAGGUUUCGACCUGACAAACCGCUCACUGCAGGCGGCCAUCUCUAACAACGACAACGUCAAUAAAGACAGAGAUGGUGUGAGAGAUCCCGUUAAGUCUACAACAACAUCUCGUAUUUCCCUCGGCAAAAAAGUCAAGUCAGUGAGGGAAACCAUGAGAAAACACAUAUCGAAGAGAUACCACUGUUCUCUCUCUGAACAGUCGAGCCCGGACCGCACGUGCAGCUGCCCUCACUCGCCUCAGAAGGACUGCGACUCUUUGGAGAAACCCAAACUGAAGCCAGGAGGGUCUGUGGAAAGCCUGAGGAGUUCCCUCAGCGGACAAAGCUCCAUGAGUGGUCAGACUGUCGGUACCACUGACUCCUCCAACAGCAACAGAGAGAGCGUGAAGUCUGAGGACGGGGAAGAGGACGAGCUGCCUUACCGCGGACCCUUCUGUGGGCGCGCUCUCGUUCAUACCGACUUCACGCCCAGUCCCUACGACACAGACUCACUCAAGCUUAAGAGCGGAGACGUCAUCGAUGUCAUUAGCAAGCCUCCGAUGGGCACGUGGAUGGGGAUGCUCAGCGGUAAAGUCGGCACCUUCAAGUUCAUUUAUGUGGACGUCCUGAAUGAAGAGGAGGUGAAGCCCAAAAAGACACGCAGGAGGAGGAAGGCCCGGCAACCCAAACCCACCUCUGUGGAGGACCUCCUCGAUCGCAUCAACCUCAAAGAGCAUCUUCCCACAUUUCUGUUCAACGGCUAUGAGGAUCUGGACACAUUCAAGUUGUUGGAGGAGGAGGACCUGGAUGAGCUGAACAUCAGAGACCCCAAGCACAGAGCGGUGCUGCUCACCGCCGUGGAGCUGCUGCAAGAGUACGAUGGCAGCAGCGACCCGGAGCGAGGCAGUCAGUCUGAAGGCUCCCAGGAGAAGCUGCUCCUGGACAGGCGUGGACUCACCGGUGACUCCCCGCGAGACUCCGGCUGCUACGAGAGCAACGAGAACCUGGAGAACGGAAGGGACAAAAAGACGUCUUCACCCAUGAGCAGGUCCUCCUCCGGUUUUGAGUCAAGCCACCUCCCGUCCCCAGAGUACCCUGCUCCCCCCCAGACCCUGACCUCCACCAGUGCUAGUAAGACUUCACUCCAAAGUAAACCGGGAUACCUGCUCUGUAGCUUAUCCCCACUAAGACCCCCGGAGACCAGCUUAAGUCUCCGAAGCCCGGCAGAAGGUCAUCUUCCCGGUGGAGCCACAGCGAGGAGUCUGAGAAGAAACCCGGCGCCAGGUCUGCUGAGGCGGAGCGUCUCUCUGCCGGUCCUCAGAGCGCAGGAGAGGAAACUCAUCGACCCGAAAAACUGGAAUCUGACCACCGGCGUCAAGACUGAGGCGAGCAGACGGCACUCGGUAGACUCUCAAAAACAUUGUGCGCUCAUGUUUCCGUCCUCCCGAUCUUCAACCGCACCCAGCGCAGACACAGCAAAUGUGUUUCCCCCUAAACAAGCAGAAACAACACAGACCACACACUUCCAGCUGCCGCCCACAAAUCCAGCAGAAAGUUCCAAUCGUCCUUUAACUCCACCUUCCUCACCGAACCCAGAGCCCGUACGAACAGAGACCGCCUGCACGUUCAACUACACAAAUCGCGUGUCGUCCGAGGACAAGAAGAGUCGUUCAGUUUCAGCUAAUUCUGAAGCCCGCCGGCUGAAAAUAAAAAGAAAUUAGACGACGACCGUAAACUCUGUAAAUCUGAGUUCCCUGGCAGAAGAAAAGGCUCCAGGUCCACAGUGUUGAUCUGAAACUGGAGCCACUUUCUGACGGACUGUCGGCCUCAAAAGCAAAUUAACUGUUACUCUACCGAUGUUAAUUGCAGCUGUCGACCAUCUUAAAACCAUGUGGGUUUUUUUUCACACGGUUUUAAAGAAGCAGUGUGUAGGAUUCAGUGCCCUCUAGCUGUGAAGUUGCAUCAUUGCAACCCAAUGUUUACUUUGUGGUCGUCAUGGAUACACGUCUCGUUGUCAGAUGUUUCCAUUCAGCCGAAUCCAGUUUGUCCAGCAGUUACUCAAACAUCAUCAUGGUUCAUCAAACAAUGCCUUUAUUAAAUCAUUAUUCAUUUAAAUGUUUUUAAUCUAACUGAAGAUUUUUUUAAUUCAGUUUUAAACAAUUUUUUUCUUUACAGCUGGAAAAUACUAAAUA